AUGAGUAACACUUUGGAGGAACGUCUCAAGACCCACUCAUCUGCUUUCGAUGGUUUAUUAUCUUUAAUCCCAGCAAAGUACUAUUAUGAUAAUGCCACACAAGAUCAAUGGCAGCAAAAGAAGAAGUCAAAGAAAGAAACACAGCAAAAUAAGAGAGCCAAGUUGGACCCAAGCUCCAUAGCUGAAGCUGACGAUUAUACCAACUCCCAUGCAUCUGCUAAAGACGUUAUGGUCAAUAAAGCAGCGACUGCUAAGAAGGUAGUCUUGCCAUCCAAAGUGAACUUUUCAAAGCCUGUACAAGAUUCCACAAGCAGCAAUGAUGAAGAAAGCGACCAAAAUGACGGAGUUGAAGUAGCAAGCAAAAUACUGCAGUCAGAAGAUGAAGCUGAAAGUGAUACAGAUUUGAUAAAUAAUAGUGCACUGUUAGUGUUUGAUGAUGACGGAAAUGAAGUUGAAUCAGUCAAAGAGGAGAAGAAGGUCGAACCUAAAAAGGGAAAGGUCAUGACACCUGAGGAAAAGAAAAAGAAAGAUGAAAACUUGGCUAAGUUGAGAGAAAAAUUGGCUGCUAAGAUCAAAGUCUUUAAGGAGACCAGAAAAGCGCCAGGUACUAAACUUCCUGGUGCUCCAAAAUCAAGAGAGCAAAUUUUAGCUGAAAGAAAAAGGAAAGAGGAAUUAAAAAAAGCUGAAAAGCUUAAGAGAAAGCAUGAAGAAAUCGAAGAUGAAGAUUCGGAUUCGGAUGAUUCAGAGGAUGAAGAAAAAUCACAAGGAGUGCUAUUCGGGAACAUUGUGUUCAAUGAUGGAUCUAGAGUGACAUCUGAUCUUUCUAAGUUAAGAUCAACUGUUGAGAAAUCGAAGCAAAAGGGUCCAGCCAAUAAUGAUCUUAAGGCUCAUUUGUUGAAGCUCGAGCAGAAGAAGCGUAAGUUAGAGCAAAUGUCACCAGAAGAAAAGAAAGCAUUUGAAGAGAAGGAAAAGUGGCAAAGAGUCAUGUCUCAAGCAGAAGGUGUGAAGUUGAAGGAUGAUGAAAAGUUGUUGCGCAAAGCUAUCAAAAGAAAGGAAAAGCAAAAACUCAAGAGUGAAAUUGAGUGGAAGGAAAGAAAACAAAUAGUCAAGGACACUGUUGCUGCUAGAGCCAAGAGGAGAGAAGAAAACUUGAAGGCUAGAAGAGAUAACAAGGGCAAGAAAGGUAAGAAGCAACCACGUUUGAAGAAGUUCACUGGAACUAUCAACAAAGCCGCUAAAAAGAGAGCUGGUUUUGAAGGUAGUGCUAAGAGCAAGAAAAAGUAG
Suhomyces tanzawaensis NRRL Y-17324 is the source of this 1284-nucleotide messenger RNA. RefSeq names its product ribosome biosynthesis protein. The record is from RefSeq and is a predicted model, not a curated record. The coding region runs from base 1 to 1284 and encodes 427 amino acids. The transcript has 2 exons. Lineage: Eukaryota; Fungi; Ascomycota; Pichiomycetes; Serinales; Debaryomycetaceae. Gene Ontology annotation, biological process: ribosomal large subunit biogenesis; ribosomal small subunit biogenesis. Gene Ontology annotation, cellular component: nucleolus. Gene Ontology annotation, molecular function: DNA binding; RNA binding.